Messenger RNA from Larimichthys crocea (large yellow croaker), 5689 nucleotides. RefSeq names its product terminal nucleotidyltransferase 5C (gene tent5c). The record is from RefSeq and is a predicted model, not a curated record. NCBI's taxonomy places the organism in Eukaryota, Metazoa, Chordata, Actinopteri, Sciaenidae. Gene Ontology annotation, molecular function: poly(A) RNA polymerase activity; RNA binding. Gene Ontology annotation, biological process: mRNA stabilization. The transcript has 2 exons. Bases 290 to 1441 code for a protein of 383 amino acids.
CACUGUGCUUUUAAAUCGUUAAAGUCACGCUACACAGGCAGAGGGACUGCGUCGUGUCACGGCUGUGCAUGUUUCAGUGGGUGUGCUCCGGCUGGAUAAAACAGGCGUGUCUCGCGCUGAGGGGAAUGGUUCAAAUAUCAACUUAGCAGCGGUAACGUUACAUGUGUCUCUCUCAGGCAGUGGAUUAUGAGGAGGUGUCUGCACGAAGUCCAAAUUAACAUCUUCUUUGUCUGACGUUGAAUGCUCCCCGAGAACGCUUUUGGAAAUUUAAUCUAAACUUUGUGAGAAGAUGGAUAACAAGGACGAAUCAAAGAGUUGUUCUGUCAGUGUCCUGACCUGGGAGCAGGUGAGCCGGCUGAAUGAGGUUCUGACCGAGGUCGUGCCUGUACAUGGACGGGGGAACUUUCCUACCUUAGAGGUGCGGCUCAAAGACAUUGUGGCUCGCGUGCGCUCCCGCCUGGAGGUGAGCGGCAUCAGAGUCAAGGACAUACGCCUCAAUGGCUCCACGGCCAGUCACGUGCUGGUGCAGGACAUUGGCUGGAGCUACAAGGACCUGGAUGUCAUCUUCAGAGUUGACCUGCCGCACGAGGCCGAGUUCCGGCUCAGUAAGGACGUGGUGCUGGGUACCCUGCUGGACUUUCUGCCUGAGGGUGUGAACAAAGAGAAAAUUACACCCAUGACUCUGAAAGAGGCGUAUGUCCAGAAGCUGGUGAAGGUCAACACUGAGCAGGACCGCUGGAGCCUCAUCUCCCUCUCCAACAACAACGGUCGCAAUGUGGAGCUGAAGUUUGUGGACUCAAUACGCCGGCAGUUUGAGUUCAGCGUGGACUCCUUUCAGAUUGUGCUGGACUCCAUGCUUUCCUUCUACGAGCUGGCAGAGACGCCCAUGUCUCAGGCCUUUCACCCCACUGUGAGCGGGGAGAGCGUGUACGGUGACUUCAACAUGGCACUGAGCCACCUGCGGAACAAGCUCAUCGCCACCAAGCGACCCGAGGAGAUCCGAGGCGGCGGCCUGCUGAAAUACUGCAACCUGCUGGUGCGAGACUUUCGGCCCGCCAGCGAGGAGGAGUUCAAGGGCCUGGAGCGGUACAUGUGUUCGCGCUUCUUCAUUGACUUCCCCGACAUCGGUGAGCAGCAGCGCAAGGUAGAGGCCUACCUCCAGAGCCACUUCAUCGGUGAGGAGAAGAGCAAGUACGACUACCUCAUGAUCCUGCGCCGAGUGGUCAACGAGAGCACGGUGUGCCUCAUGGGCCACGAGCGGCGCCAAACCCUCCACCUCAUCUCGCUGAUGGCCUUCCGAGUGCUGGCGGAGCAGAAUGCUAUCCCCGACGCGUCCUGCGUCACCUGCUACUAUCAGCCGGCGCCUUACGUCCGAGACCACAACUUCAGCAACUACUAUGUGGCCAACCAGAACAUUCCAACAUGGCUGCCAUGUAACUGACAACAAAGUGGAAGGACGUACUCGAGGGCGCUUCUGCUUUAGAGGAGAAGAGAAGGAAUAUUAAAAAGAAGAAAAAAAACUCCCAAAAAAAUGAUUAUUGAGGCAAUAAAUGCUAUGUUCCUCUCAAGGCACAAUUAUAUUUAAGUGGACAAGUGUUUUGCUUUGUUUUUUGGAAUCCUUUCUCAUUCCUUAUCUACAGAGUUGGUCUAGGUCAUUGAAUAGAAAGUGAUAUUUUUAAGUGUUUAGAUUUAUUAUUUUUUUUCUUCUCAUGUUUGGUUGUUGCCCUGUUUAUCAACCUUUAUUCUUAAUGGAGUUGUGUUUUGUGCCUUAACCUCCGGGUUUAACCCCCUAACCCCCAAUAAUUGAAGUAUGGGCUAUCUGUUGAAGAAAGGGAAGAAGAAAAUGUGCUUAAAAAUAGCCUUAAAUUUGGUUUUCUCCUGUGAUUUAAAAAAUGUGAAAAGGCAGAAAAAAAAAACAUAAAAUGAUGGAAAAAUAGUAUUAUUGGGAAGGGGUAAUGUAAUACAGUAGGCGAUGGCCAAAAAAAUUAAAAACCAGUGUUUAAAAAAAAAAAAAAAGUAUAGUUCACUGAGGAGGGAAGAAAGGUGGUACACUAAUGACUUUGACACCUGAAAUGAAGGGAAAGUUCAGUGGCGUUGAUGUUUCAGACAUUUGUGCUCUCCCUAAUAUGCCAGCAGUGCCUGUCAUUUGGAAAACAAUGCAAGAAAAAUUUGCUUUUUAAUUUUCCACUGUGAAUUUCAUUUCCCUGAUGAUAUUUCCCCGAUCCAGCUUACUCAGCCCAGCCCAGCCAUUUUCAGUCAGGACCGUCUUUUAAGCGGAAACCUGAGGUGAGCCAAGUUUAGAUAGACGGAUUAUUUCAAUCAGAUUUUCUUUUUGUAAAGUUACUCCCAAAGCCUCACCGGUGACCUCCACAUGUCACAGUCCUCUGGCUAUAGUGGGAGGCUGGCUGACAGGACAGGAGUAGACGCAGGGCCCCGCUGAGAGAAUGCGGUCGGCCUCGUUGCCCUGGAGCGAGCGAGCUGGCUGGGAGUUUUGGAGCGACAGGCUGAGUGGCUGUCCCUUCCCUUAAAAGGAGCAGCACAUGGUGGGAUGACAGGGUCGUCCCUCACAACCAUUGCAGGCUCGACAGCGGCCCUGAAAUGGGAUCCUCCUCUGAUUCAGCUCAGAGACUGGCUCUCAAACUACAGGCUAUCUAUAAUUAUCCUUUUUCUUUUCUUUUCUUUUUUCAACCUUGUGGAGGGAGGGAGCUGCAGAGCAGGGAAAUGGGAAUGACGGGUGUGUGAGCAGCAGAAGCAGCCUGCCACCUUACAUGUGUGUAGGGAGCGGAAUCAUUUCCUGUCCUCUCCUAUCUGGCGCCUGCUGGGACCACGGAGUGUUUGAACCCCUUUUGUGGUCAUGGGCGGACAGACGCCAUGGUAUGUUGAGAGAAACGCCUGCUUGCUAGUCGGAUAGCCCUCCCCUGACCUCACAGGUUGUGACGGAGUUCCCUCUCGACACCCCUCAAAUAUCUAUUUCUAGCCAAUCCUAUUAUUAGCUGUUCAUUUUUUUAACACUUGCAGUGUGGCAUUACUAGCAGUUGGCCUAAGCUGUGAGUCUCUCCUGACAUCACAGCAUCCAGGUUUCUGAGGAGAACAGUUGAUCUUAAACUUGUAAGUGGCAGCUGCUGUGUUUUCCCCCCCCCUUUGGCCCCUCCAGUUCCUCAGAAACCCUCGUCCCCUCUGCCUUGCUGUUGCUCGUCUCACUGUGGCUCGUGUUUAUGGCAGAUAACCAGGACCGUCUCUUAUCUGGCUGACAACCACGACUCAUGACUGGAUUAGAGAGAUACAGGAAGGUCAGCUUGGCCUCCUGCAGGUUACACCCCACAGGGUCAAGGCAUGUUCUGCUGGCUCAGCUCCUGGACUUUGGUAUGGGACCUGCCACAGUCCUUUUUAACAACAAGUGAGGUGCCACACAUCUGUCUCACUCCGGACCAAAGUAUUUACAACCAACAACUGAAACAUUUAAGUGCCUUUGACUCUUUGGAGCGUGAUUUGGCUUUUAAAGUGUUUUUGUUUUUUUUAAUGUUGAUCUAGAGGAAAUGAGUUAGCUUCUCCUCUUUUUUUUUUUUUUUUUUUUUUUCCCCCAGCCCCUUUAAACUCUGAAAACACACUGUCAUCUCUGUACGUGAUACCAGUUUGAGGGGAUGCAUACACUUUUGGUUGGGGAGCAAAAUAAUUUAGGUUUGAAUUUGAGUUUUUGCCGUUUUUAUUUUUCCUUUUACCAUGUUUUUCCACUUUUUUUUUCCUUUCAGUUUCAGUCCCAAACCACACUUUUCCUUGAACCCCAUCUGUCUAGUCAUUCCUGUCAGUCUUCUUAGCCAUUUCAUUUUAUUCCCUUCUUUGUCUUUCCCUACCAGGUUUGGCCUUGUUGUCGCUGGCAGCCAUGUUAAUUUCAGUCUUAACCUGAAUGCCUUUUUUAAUGGACUGCCCAGCAUCGUGGCUCCACCUGCCCCAAAGCAUCCCAGCUUACAUAGUUUUUCCGACAGCUUUUUGUCCCCAUCCAAAACCAAAGCAAUACCUUAAGUGCCCUGAAGAGCCAUACUGUGGCACACAUAGCUUGAGGUCACCCAGCAGAGACCCCAUACUAACAGAAGCACUUUAAAGAGGCCUUGUUUUACUCCAAACCCAGCCACCUGAGAGGAUUGUGAAUAAGCUAAUGUGGUCAAUUGCUGGAGGGAAUUGAGCUGGUUCUCAGGGACAUAAUGUGUUUUUGAGAGCUUUGUUUUUUAUUUUUAUUUUGGGAGGGUAAAUUGGUUUAAUCUGCCCUUGACAUUGAGACGCCCCCUUCUGGUACUCCACUUCAUUUUGUUUCUUUCUUCUCAACAUAUUCUGACUCUUCUCUUCUUAUGCAAACUUACAGAUUUUUAGUAGAGCAGAUCAUGGUUGAAGGUGGAUGUAGCCAGCAGACUUCAGCUUGCUUGACAGCAGCACUGGGUUUUCUCUGUGCGUCCAUUUGCUCUGAAACCUUAUCAUCACUCACUGGACGGUCCUCUCCCAGUUUAGCAUCACCAUACUCUAAACCUGAAGAUGACCUUUGCUUUGUUUAAAAGCCAGAUGACAGUCCAGAAUCUCAGCCAUUCCCUAGGUGCUUUAUCUUCCCUGAGUGAUGUAUAGUUGGUUUAUCAAAGCUCGGAGCCACGUUUCAAAACCAGCAGCCCAGUUAAUGUACGCUGCUGCUCACGGCUGCAGGUUAAAGUCUGCUGAGCGGGGUGGCGACUAGUCUCUUCUUGGGCUUCUUGUUGACAAUCGCUAACUGAACAGUAGCUGAGCAAGGUCAAAGAAAAUGCAUUUAGUAUUUUCUAGACAGUUGAUGGUGAAUGCAGACUGGACUGUCUGCUUUUUUUUUUUUCUUUUUUUUUCAGUCCACCCCACUUUCAUGUGUUUACGGUUAUUGUGGCUUUUUCUCCCCUGACAUUGGAAAACUGAAAUGAAAGCUUUACCUUCCCCAGUAGAUGAGAUUGGGGUGUGUGCUUUCUUUGUCAGGGUUUAUGUAUGUAUGUCGACAUAUGAAACUCUUUAAGGAUGAUGUGGGGGGAAGAGGAUGAACUGUAUUUUGCCUUUUUUAUUUUGUGGCCACAAUUUUCUUUUUCUGCUGUAAACUUGUCAGUGUUAUUGAUCCCAUCGCUUCUCUUACUCCGAUUGCUUUUGGUUGCCCAACUCAUUUGGGCCUUUUGUAUAUUAGGACACCUGUAGGCUGCAGGGGGUGCAGAGCAAGCUGUGGAUUCGAUAUUUAGUGGUUAUGCUUGUCUGAAGUACAAGUCAUACACCAUGGGGAUGUGAAGGAGGCCCUCCGGAAGCUCUCCUACAGUUUCUAUAUGAAGAGUUGUGAAUUACUUUGCAGCAGAUUUGUGUUUACGUUAACACGUGGAUGUGUGUGUGUGUGGUGUGUGUGUGUGUGCGCGCGCUCGUUUGCAUGUGUGUAUGAAGGGAUGCCUGUGGUUCUAAGUAUAAAAAGUGGGGAAAAAAAACAAGAAAUUUGUCGCACUAUAUAUUUUUUUUUGAAAUAGUUAAUGCAAAAGAGCUUUGUCAGCUUUGUGAUUGUGAUGAUGUGUUUGAUGGUUACAUCCAUUAUACUAUUUCAUUUUUCAGCACUUUUACCUCACUUGAGUUUUUCCUUUUGAAUGGAAAUGUACAUGUACAUCAGGAAAUGUGUUUGAAGAGGAAAUUAUGAAUAAAGAGUAUUAAAUUGCAA